Messenger RNA from Patiria miniata (bat star), 2396 nucleotides. Its product is annotated as spermatogenesis-associated protein 48-like. The coding region runs from base 188 to 1534 and encodes 448 amino acids. NCBI's taxonomy places the organism in Eukaryota, Metazoa, Echinodermata, Asteroidea, Valvatida, Asterinidae. The transcript is spliced from 8 exons. The record is from RefSeq and is a predicted model, not a curated record.
GGAGACUUCGAAACUUGUUUUGGUGUGGAAAUUGUCAACUGAUUCCGAAAUCAGUCGGCGGUAAAAGUUCUACUUGGCCUGCCUAAAUAUUUGGAGACUUUACGCUGCUGUAUCUGUGAUAAUUUGACGUGGUUUUGUAAACUGAUUUUCACAGCCAGUGGCUUGGAUUAAUUUAAGCGGAUAUAAAAUGGUGGACACUGCAGUGAGACCUCGUCCUAUGGGCGAUCUGCGCCUACAUUUACAAACGGACACAAAUGCCGGACCCAACAGUAUCGAGCAAGUUGUGCUAAACCGACGCCAGCGACAGAUGAAAUUCCCUCAACUUCGGGGUCGCUGGGACGUGGACAGCUUUCAGUGGAAAUCCAGUCCCAACUUAGUGAAGUACCACGACGACACGCUGGCCCCGCUGCGGGACAACGUGCCCGUCAUCGACCCCGUCUCGGGUUUCGUCUCGGCCGCUACAGAUGUGGACCGCAACACGGGCGUGGACCGCAUGCCGUCCAUGCAGCAGAUAGACAAUACCCCGAACACGGUGACACCCCUGUCCCCUCGUCCAACCACAACCAAAGCCCACAGAGAGAAGGAAAAAGACAGAAUUAGGGGGACAUUUGUGCCAACGAAACCCGACACUCCGCAGUUUUCCAGGGCCAGAUCCAACCCCGAAAUGAGACUGGUCAAAAGCGAGUCAGAUGUGACACACAUAUUGAAUGAUCCUGGAACAUGGGCGGGCAGGAAAAUUAGUGAUGGCUUCAUCAGAGCAAAGUUGGGAGGAUGGACAAGCGCAGUUGACCCAAGAGAAGCCUCUAAGGAGCAAGAAAGAAUUUGGAAGCAGCUUCACGAGCGCAACAUCAAGGGACAAAUGAGUGCUGUUGACAAAUCUCCCAACUGGAAAGACGAGGCUGCCUUGCGAUACAUUUACACAUCAGCUGCCCAAAGAGCCUCCAAGGAUGUUGACUGGGACAGCAAGUUGGCCCCUAAGAUUCUCCCUCCAGCCUCCACUGUGGAAUCCCAAGCAGACCCUGUAUCUCACUGCUUCACCGACAACAAGAGAUAUGAACCAAGUGCUGCAGCCUGGCAGAAUCUUGGAAGAUCCUGGGACUGGUUCCAGACAAGAGAUGGACAUCAUAUACGAGGGCCAAUAGCAUUCUGUAGCCCCCACAGGAAGAACAAGCAGAUUCCUAACUACACUGGUUGUAUAGGAGGAGAAGGCGAGAGAGAAGACCAUCACAAGUUCUUCAUACCGACUACCGUGCUACGAAGUCUGGUACCCAAAUACACCGACACUGCCAGGCGCGCUAAUAUUCCAGGCUACACUGGAUGCACCCACUGGAUGAACACUGAACCAGCCAAUGUGAAUGUCAGCAUACCACAGCCGCAAACCACUGCCAGAGUCCACAGGAGUCUGCCAUCAGAACGGAACAUGUCGCCACACAAGCGCACCUCACGCAUGUCGCGCAUGAUCACAUUGGUGCCUCCAGGAAACCCAUUCAACACCAUCGAUAAAGACGGGAGAACACUGGAGCAGUAUCACUGAACGCGACAUCAAAGUUUCAACAAUAAGAAGAACAUCAUCAAGUCAGCAGAGUUGGCACGUGGGCUACAUGCAGCGGCAAAGUUAAAGUAGUUGUGUGAUCAUGGGUUGUGGCAAUAAAUUUGUUCAGUUAUAGUACUGGGGGAAUUUGAAAAGGAAUUUCGAAAACUGAGAAAGGAUUGUGAUUAGAGAGAUUUAGAUUGAGAGGGAUAUCUGCAACUAGGAGGAUCAUGGUAAAAUCCCUAAAUAAGAUGUUCUACAUUCUAAGCUGUGUUGGGAUGAAGUGUAACGAUAUAUUUGACCAGUGAUAGAACUUCAAGAGAAAUGAGAACGAAUUUAGAGAAUUGUGAUAUAAUAACGGUAAACGAUAAACGAUAGCAAUUAUGACUAUGCCGUGUUGUAUGUGAGUGGUAGCUGAUGACAGUGGUGAUAAUGAUUGUUGGCGAUUUGUUACAAUUUUGACGUUGUAAUAAUGACAAUGAUGGUGAAUAGUGUUGCUGAAUGUAAUGAUAGUGAUUGAUGAUACAGUGUGGAUGAGCUUUGAUGCAAUGAGGGUUUUUGUGCAAAAAUGUUUGACUUCAAAAAAAUAUAGAUAUUAUUAUUUUCGUAAAGAAUGUGAUUUAUUCAACACAAUAGAUACAAAUGAGUUGAUAGCAGCGCCAGAUUGUUUUAAUAUGGCUCUGUGGAUUUUUGACAUCAUGCAUUCUAAUUUAUAAGCUUUGCUGUGCUGAGACCUUUAAGAUACACUAUAAGAGGUGUCCGGUUUAACAUUUCACGGGAAUUGGGACUAGUUUAGAUAAGUACUGCACAGGCAAAUGAUAAAACCACCGAUUUUUGAUGGCAGUUUCAAGUAAUUGUGAACCUC